This is a messenger RNA of Phytomonas sp. EM1, 697 nucleotides long. Lineage: Eukaryota; Euglenozoa; Kinetoplastea; Trypanosomatida; Trypanosomatidae. The record is from the annotation of a GenBank genome assembly.
GUCACAUUAUCUAAUAUAUAUUUCAUUCUCGUUUACAAUGCAGGCUAUGCAUAUUCUCCUUAGUCGUGUGGGAGCCAAAGAGGCCGCUGCCGCAGCAGCUAAAUUUCAAGGUGCUACCGAAGGCUACAGUGGCAUCGUACUCCGAACAGUUGAGUUCAAACCCGAGAGCAUAUAUGAGGUCUCAGACGGCACACUCGCAUUUCCGUGGAGAUCAAAGCAAGGGUCAUUAAACGCUUUUGGAACCGUUCAUGGUGGUGCUCUAUCCACUCUAGCGGAUGUUUUUACGAGGAUUCAUCUUAAAGCAGCCGUUCCUCAAUUAAAUGCUGCCACAAUCAGUUUUGAAAUUAGCUUUUUGUCUCCCGUUUUCGAGGAGAAGGAAUGCGUAUGCGUUACGCGCUUAGUUGGUAAACGCGAUAGUACUGUCUUCACGGACUUCUCGCUCGAGGACGGAAAUGGGUCCAUUUAUGCUCGUGGAACUCAUACUCUUUCGUUGUCGUAAUUCAGCCCUUUAUUAUUUAAAGUGUUUCACAAAAAAAUAAAAUGAUUACAUGUUGUUUUUCUUCGGUUGCUUAUCUUUUACCUCCUCCUUACCUUGUUCUGAUGUGCCUAAAUACAAAUCUAUCAUUACAGGAUCUGUCCAAGCUUAUCAAUUUUUGGUGUUUAGCCUUUUAUAAAUGUGUUAACUUGGAAAUAAAAA